Messenger RNA from Aspergillus chevalieri, 1968 nucleotides. RefSeq lists its product as uncharacterized. Gene Ontology annotation, biological process: DNA-templated transcription; positive regulation of transcription by RNA polymerase II. The coding region runs from base 1 to 1968 and encodes 655 amino acids. Gene Ontology annotation, molecular function: sequence-specific DNA binding; zinc ion binding; DNA-binding transcription factor activity, RNA polymerase II-specific. The record is from RefSeq and is a predicted model, not a curated record. The transcript is spliced from 2 exons. Lineage: Eukaryota; Fungi; Ascomycota; Eurotiomycetes; Eurotiales; Aspergillaceae.
AUGUCCGAAGCGAGCACCUCGAGCAGCUCACCUCUUGUUCCUCGGCGACAUCGCCGUGGGCUGACUCGCAUUGCUGCUGCCUGUGAACGGUGUAGACGGCGGAAGCAAAAGUGUGAUGGCAGAACCCCAACAUGUGGUGCAUGUGAGACUGCUGGCGCGAGCUGUAUCCAAUCAGGUCGACUAGUAGUGCACCAAUCAAAUAGUGAGCGGGAUGCGCUACGGUCUCAGUUGAAACACCUGCAGCAACAGCACAAUUCAUUGUUGCAACAAUUUGACCAGUUACGAGCUGAGGUUCCUCGACGUGAUUCCGGGAGUGUGUCGGACGUGCUUUCUAAAGGAACUCUCACUAUGGUUCCUUCUGUAUUGCAACAGCAUGACCGGGCGCUCAAUUCGGACAUCCCCUACUUUGGCCGAAUCCUGCGGCCUACGUUCUCCAGGCGAUCAACUGUCAGGAACCUGGAUUGGAGUGCGCUAAGUAGCGCUUGGGAUCUAUGGGGAGAUGACGCAGUGCCAACCCAUGUGCACCAGGCGUCCUUCGUCCCAGUGGACUUUGAUGUGAAUGCAUAUAGGAGCCUGGUGGACACUUUCUUUGACGGCAGAUGGCCGUAUUUACCGGUCCUCCACCGUCCAUCAUUCACCUCAAAGCAUCUGACUCCAUUUCUUUCCAAGUCAACAACAAGUCCAAUAUCCAACUUUAUGGUCAAUAUGGUCUGUGCUAUUGCAGCCACUGAAAAAUCAUGGCUUCAGCAUGAAGACGGCCAGUCUCAUCGGGCCUUUUUCAGUCGUGCUGUACAGGAUCUGCACAUAGUCAUGGGCAUUGAUGACUUAGAAUGCGUACAGUGCCUGCUGCUUCUAUGUAUGUACGGGCAUAAUGAACCGCAAUCUGUGAACAUGUGGUAUACGACGAGUCUUGCGCUCCAAUUGGCGAUUGGAACUGACUUGCACCGCAAGGAAAGCCUGACCGGCCAGAGUCUGCUUUGCACAGAGAUGUCAAAGAGAGUCUUCUGGUGCUCGUAUGUCAUGAGUUGCAAUAUGGCUAUCAACAUGGGUCGGCCCUUGGGGAUUCACGAAUCCGACAUCACAACACCAUUACCGCUUCCUUUGGCCGAUGACCAAUUAAGUGAUUCGUGCAUUCACCCUUCACUCUCCCAGACGGCGAUAUCUCAAGUCCCAGACACGUCGGCUUUCAUUCAUAUCAUUCAGCUGCGAAAAAUCAACGCGGCGAUAUACCAGUCAUUCCACUCGAUAGGGCGAUGCACCAAUGAUUCCCAGGGACUUGACUCGUUGCGAACACGGUACUUUUCCGAAUUGAAUCAGUGGCUCAUGACCGCCCCACGGUAUCCCCGACCGUUUUGCACUUUUCAAACCAAUGAGUGGUUCCAUAUUGCAUUUCACCAUGCGAUGUUGUCCCUCUACCGGCCCUCUCGGGCUAUUCCGAUGCCAUCGUCCGAGGACCUUCGGAUAUGUAUGGAAUCUGCGAUUGGUCUGAUAAGCUCAUACACCUCCCUGUAUGCUAGAAACCGGAUCAAAUAUACUUUUGUGGCCAUACAUUCCCUGUUCAUGGCGGCUGUUGCGAUGCUUUACGCUCUUCGGGCGUCUCCGCCAUUGCGGCAGGAAUUAACACAUCCGGUUGUACAAACCAACAUCGUCACCUUCCUCACGCUUUUCCGCGGAAUUUCAAAUGGCCGGGCUGUAGGGAAGAAAUGCUGCCGGAUCAUUGAACGACUGGGUAAUUCUAUUCUGUCGCUGUUUGAUGAUGUAACCAUACCGAGUGCCGAAGUGGACACUGAGUUCCAAUCGUGGUUUGGUCUACAAACUCAUACGUUUCCGGCCGCCACGGAAAAUCAACGCGGAGGGUUGCUGGACAAUGAGACUCCACAAUUUUCCGAGAUCGACCUUCCAUGGGCGGAUCUGUUUGUCGAGGGCAUCGACAUGGGUUCUACCGAUGUUUCGGGAUUUUUCUGUUGA